Salvia splendens (bonfire salvia) is the source of this 2112-nucleotide messenger RNA. RefSeq names its product serine/threonine-protein phosphatase 7 long form homolog. The record is from RefSeq and is a predicted model, not a curated record. NCBI's taxonomy places the organism in Eukaryota, Viridiplantae, Streptophyta, Magnoliopsida, Lamiales, Lamiaceae. Bases 139 to 2112 code for a protein of 657 amino acids. The transcript is spliced from 8 exons. Gene Ontology annotation, biological process: meristem maintenance; meristem development.
CCUUGGUUCAAAAUACGUCCAGAAGGCAGAACAGACCCCAAACACGCGAAGAGCAGCGGCGAAACCAGCGAAAAUCGGUGAAAGCAGCGGGCUAAUCCCAUAUUUAGCUCUCCCAUUCCAAUUUGAAGUGUUGUUAGGAUGUCCCGAUAUGGACCAGAAGAUCCUUCUGUUUUGCAUUAUCAGCACAGUCAUAUAUCGCGCAAGGCGUGGGCAGGCCAGGAAACAGCCUCUUUCAAUAUUCGGCGCUUUGAAGGACAUUUCUGGGAAAUCGAUAAUCAUCACAGACGCGUGAUUGAUUAUGUCUGUAGAUUUGGUUUAGGUGGAGUACUUUUCUGUGGUAAGGCUCUGGAUGUAGAUCAUGCGUUGAUCACAGCUUUGGUUGAGCGCUGGAGGCCAGAGACACAUACAUUCCAUCUUCCCGUAGGGGAAACUACCAUUACAUUACAAGACGUACAAGUAUUAUGGGCAUUACGUGUUGAUGGAGUACCCUUCACCGGAAAUGGGUUUUGUGAAUCUGGGUGGAGGGGUUUAUGUGAAGAGCUCUUGGGCUUCUAUCCCCUUCAAAGCGAGAUGAAGGAAAACGGUAUCUUGGCAUCCGCGCUAAUACAUAGGAUGGCGAUUGAACCGUUAGGAGAUGGUCUCGAAGACGAAGCCUACAUUCAACGGGCACGUAUGAUUGUGCUUGUGCUAUUGGGAGGGUUGAUCUUACCCGACGGCUCAGGGUGUAAGAUACCUCUCAUGUGGUUGACCCAACUUCGAGAUGUAGAGGCUGCCUCUAUGAUUAGUUGGGCGAGUGCUGCACUUGCUACAUUAUACCAUAAUCUGUGUGAGGCGUCUAUGGGCAAAAGGUCAGACAUUGGAGGUCCGACGGUGCUCCUACAGCUUUGGGUGUGGGAGAGAAUGCCCACUUUGAGACCGGAUUUUGUAGCGGCACGUAUACAUACAAACAACACUCCAUGUGCCUUAAUGUGGACUGGCUCCUAUAUGAUAAACAGAGCCCCCAAACAUUCGGUUCGACAUUAUCGUGAACAGUUGUCAUUACUCCAAAAUAACCAGUUUAUUUGGAUGCCCUACGUGGACCGUCAAUUGCCAGACUCCUGCCUCGAUAUGAACAACAGUUGGAGAUCUGUGACGUACAUUGUGUGUUGGGCUAUUGUAGAAGCACAUGAACCUGAACGCGUGGUUAGACAAUUUGGAGGCACGCCGUUCAUCCCGGAAUUGCGUGAUUGGGGUUUCAAUGAAACUCACUUCAAAACCAAUCGGCGUGGAAAGGCUAAGACGAACUGGGCUGUGCAGAACAAGGCCUACAUCCAAUAUUGGGAGAGAAGGUCUGAGUUCGUUACUAACGCUUACAUGGAGCCUCUUGCAGACCACAUGCAGGUGAUGAGGACUCGACAAUACAUGGAGUGGUAUUUUAAAAUUACCAUUACAUAUAUCACGCAGCCGGGUAGGCUUCCAGAAGUAGGGAUGAACACUGUUGCAUCAGCAUCUACAGUCCAGGAUGCCUCCAUGUUAAAUCAAUCAUUGAUCAAGGGGGAUAGAGAGAUGGUCUACAGAUGCCGGAAGAAGGCUCCCGUUAUCACUCAUCUCUCCUAUGCGGAUGACAUCAUCAUUUUCUCGAGGGCUCAUAGAGAGGCGGUGGAGAAGUUGGUUGGCUGCCUGGACCACUACAUAGCCAUGUCUGGUCAGCUGGUGAACAAUGGGAAGACACAAUUCUAUUUGGCGAAUGAGCACAUGGAGUUCGCUGACAUUGUGGAGGAGGCUGGAGGAUUUCUUGACAAGUUGGAGCAGAUAUUGGCUAGAUACUUUUGGAGCACAGUUGGAGAGAAGAGAAAGCUGCACUGGAUUUCUUGGCGACAGAUUUGCUUGCCUUUUGAUGAGGGUGGCUUGGGUAUUCGCCGCUUCAGGGAGGUGGCAGUGGCUUUUGGGUUCAAGCUGUGGUGGAGACUGCUAGCUCAGGACUCUCUUUGGGCUCAGUUCAUGACCCAGAAGUUUGGCGUACCUCUCGAUGUGAUAGACCAGAUCAAAGCCACGCCGAUCGAGUUGGGGGCGGAGGAUGUGAGGCGGUGGACUCUGACUAGCCAUGGCGAAUUCUCUGUGACCUCAGCCUAG